AUGAAGGGCAAUGACUGCAACAUACACCAGGAACCAUUUCAAGACUCUGCUGACUUGGCUGUGUUGCAAGCAGAUGGACACCAACUUAUUCUAGAAAAGAUACCAGAUUGGAAUACUGUAGAACUCAUAGUGAAUGGAGAGUCUGUUUUCCAGUGUAACAUUAAUGACCUGGACUUUGGAGGUGAUGGCAAAUUGGAUCCACUAUGUGAAGAAGCCAGAAUAGCAGUACUAAAUGGUUACUGAUUAGUGGACACAUGUUCUCUCUCAGUAUAGACCAAUGGAUUAUAUUACAGACACAUCAGAAAUGCCAGGUACAGAACUAAGAACAGCGGCACCGAACGCGGCAUCAUUUCUAGUCUGCUGGGAAAGCGCGUAGUGUGCCGUAAACGUGUGGACGGAUGACCACGUGGCUGCUCUACAGAUUUCUACAAUGGGAACAUGCGCCCCAAACACUGUGGAGGAUGCGUGAGCCCUAGUGGAGUGCACCCUAACCUGGGGUGGCUCCCUGUGGGCCAACUUAUAACACUCUGUGAUACAUGAGGAAACCCAGGUGGAUAACCUCUGGGUCAAAAUAGGAAAACCCUUCAUUCUGUCUGCAUAUGCAAUAAACAGCUGUGUUGUCGAGGCGCACCAGGAUUAAGCGCUGCGAGAUCAUGAGCAAGAACACCUCGCAUGCCCUCCUGACUGCCUGUAACUCCCUUACAUUGAUGUAUAAGGUUCUCUCGAGAGGUGUCCACACUCCCUGAGUUCUGCGGAGGCAUAGGUGAGCUCCCCAGCCAACGUUGGAGGCAUUUGUCACCAAUGUGACUGAGGGCAGCUCAAUCUGGAACAGUACCCCCCCCAUACCACCUCCCUCCGAGUCCACCAUUGAAGGGAGGCAAUUAUUCACGGAGGUACAGUGAGUAGUAUGUCCCAGUGAGCUGAAGUCUGGUUGAAAACGGUCGCCAGCCACGCCUGGAGGGGCCGAAGUCUUAGCCUGGUGUGGUGAACGAUGUAGGUACACGCCGCCAUGUGGCCCAGCAACCUCAUACAGGUGCGGGCCGAAACAAGGGGGGAACGCUUCAGGUCAUUUACCAUGGCUAGUAUGGCAUCAAACCUUACCCUGGGAAGAAAGGCUCGCGCCACCCUGGCGUCGAGGAGAGCCCCGCCAAACUAUUUCCUGACAAGGGGUCAAGAUUGACUUCUCGUCGUUCAGUAAAAGCCCCAGUCUCGUGAAGAGGGACUGUAUAGAGUCUACUUGAGAUGUCACCUGUGCCUGAGAGCGCCCCCGAACCAGCCAGUUGUCCAGGUAGAGAAAAACCUGGAUGCCCUGGGUCCUGAGAAACGCGGCUACCACCACCAUGCAGUUCGUGAAUACCCUGGAGGCCGUAGAGAGCCCAAAGGGAAGAACAGUAAAUUGAAAAUGGUCGGGGGACACAAUAAAUCGUAGAA
Molecule: messenger RNA, 1431 nt
Organism: Pelodiscus sinensis (Chinese soft-shelled turtle)
Lineage: Eukaryota; Metazoa; Chordata; Testudines; Trionychidae
Source: RefSeq, a predicted model, not a curated record